AUGGAUCACACGCGCGAUCCCUGUCCUUGGGUUGCCCUGAGCGACUUUGGCGGUGCCUUCGCCAUGGGUGCUAUUGGUGGUGCUGUCUGGCACGGUGUUAAGGGGUUCCGCAAUAGUCCUUACGGCGAGCGCCGGAUAGGUCUUUUCAGUAUUUACGACUGUUCAAUUAAGGGUAUCCGCAAGAAGGAAGAUCCCUAUAAUGCUAUCAUUGCUGGUUUCUUCACUGGUGGCUCCCUUGCUAUCCGUGGUGGUUAUAAGGCCGCCCGCAACUCCGCUAUUAUGUGUGCCGUCUUCCUAGCUGUCAUCGAGGGUGUCGGUAUUGGUUUCCAGCGCAUGAUGGCCGAUAACACAAAGCUCGAGCUUCCUCCUCUUCCUCCGUCGGAGCAGAAGGCCCACGCCUAA
This is a messenger RNA of Penicillium robsamsonii, 402 nucleotides long. RefSeq lists its product as uncharacterized. The coding region runs from base 1 to 402 and encodes 133 amino acids. Lineage: Eukaryota; Fungi; Ascomycota; Eurotiomycetes; Eurotiales; Aspergillaceae. Gene Ontology annotation, molecular function: transmembrane protein transporter activity. Gene Ontology annotation, biological process: protein import into mitochondrial matrix. The transcript is spliced from 3 exons. Gene Ontology annotation, cellular component: mitochondrial inner membrane; TIM23 mitochondrial import inner membrane translocase complex. The record is from RefSeq and is a predicted model, not a curated record.